Malassezia japonica is the source of this 1641-nucleotide messenger RNA. RefSeq lists its product as uncharacterized. The transcript has a single exon. The coding region runs from base 1 to 1641 and encodes 546 amino acids. Lineage: Eukaryota; Fungi; Basidiomycota; Malasseziomycetes; Malasseziales; Malasseziaceae. The record is from RefSeq and is a predicted model, not a curated record.
AUGACGUCGCCGUUUGUCGAUGCGAUGGACUCCUUUUCCAUGUCUUUUUCUGAAAUAAGUGACCCCUUGGCCGAGUUUACGAGCGUCGGGUCGAUGCAUUUUGACGAUGCGCUCGAGACGCCGAAAGCGCUCGGGAACGAGUUUCCGCUGCGCAACGCGAGCGCCGCGGACUUGUCUGGGGCGAGUAAACACCUCGGGCCGCUGGGUACGUCGCAUACAUGGCUCACACAAGGCUCCUGGCAGUGCAGCCUGCACCCAGACGACCUCGGCGGCGGCCUCGAAAGCAGCUCGAGCACCGCCAGCACCAGCUCGGUGACGAGCCUCGCGCGCGCCACCAACAGCACCGACAUGCUCGCGGGGCGCGGCCGCCUCUCGGGUGGUGCGGAGAGCGAGAGCGAGUACGGCGAAAUGUGGUCGGCAACAAUGCAACCGUCGCCAGACCCCGCCAAGCAUCCGUCGCCCGAAGUGCCGACGCGCAUGCGCCCGUGGCCGCCGGCGGACCUGCGCACACCGCGUUCCGCCCACCCCGAGCUGAUGGACUCGCAGAUCAAACGCGAAACACCCCCGCACACGCCGCUCAACCGCGACGCAACGCUGGCGCACGGCAUGCGCGCAUCCGCCACGCCCAGCGACCGCAGCGAGGCGGUCACCGCAUCGCCCGCGCAGAUUCCCUCCCACCAUACCUCCCCGAUCCACGUGAGCGGCUCGCCGCUGGCACUGCGUGCGUGGAACGAGCCGCUGCUCCAGCCCGCACACCAGUUUUCCUCGCUGGGCCUCGUGCCGAACGCCGAGCCGCACUCGCUCGGCCACCUCUCGGGCGCCUUGUCGUCAUUCGGCCUGCAGGCGCUGCGGCCGGGCGCACCGCAGCCGCUGUUUAUCGAUCCUUCGUCGACGAGCGGCGAGUCGUCGGCACGGACGAGCAUCGACGCAACGCACUGGUCGCUCACCCCGGCGAUGGCCGCCACGUCGCUGCAGUCGCCCGCGCCGAUCUCGGCAUCGCCCUCGUCGCCGACCAAGUGCCUGUCGCCGUCGCGGCGUGCGCGGGCCGCAACGCAAAAGGCGCCACGCAAGGCGCAGAGCACGCCCAUGUUCCAGAUCAUGACCAUGACCGGCGUCGAGUCCGCGCCGCCGGUGCCAAGCCUCGCCCCGUCGCCGGUGCGCCAGCGCACGUCGCAGAAGGCACUGCGCAAACACGGAAGCAAUAAGCGCAUGAAUGCGAGCGGGCCCAGCAGCGUCACUUCGACGCCGGGCGACAAGGCGCAGGGCGCAAGGCUCCGUGCGCGUGGCUCGAUGAUGGCGCUGCGCCAGGCGAAUGCGAUGCACGCCGCGUCGAAGCCGGCCGCACGCCGCCCGCCGGUCUCGCUCAGCUUUGUCAACUACGGCAUCGACGACGCGGAGGAGCUGUGCUCGGCCGUCGCCCCGAGCGGCAGCUACAAGGUCCCGCUGCGUGGCUACCGCGACUCGGACGGCGAAGAGGACGACGAGGACGAGCCGGGUGGGGAGCAAGGUAACAGCCCGCCGCCGCUCCGUCACGCGGCAUCGAUGGACGUUGCACCGGGUGCCAAUCAGACGCCUGGGCCGCAGCCGCCCGCCGAGAUCAAGCGGCGGCGCACGACAGCAGUGCUGCGCGACUUUGCAUAG